UAUCAUGGAUACGUUAGUCGUGAUCGGAACAAACCGAGUAUAAACGUUACGCACAAUAUUAUAUUUACUUUAUUGACAUUGUUAAAAUGAUUAUUUAACACUUAAAUUUCGACGUAGUGUAGUUUCUUUUUUCUUAUUGAUUGAUCGAAUAUAAUUAUUCACAAUGAAGGAUUCCGAGAAUGGGUGGAAGCAAAAACCUGGAGACACGGAUAUUCGCCACAGAAUACCAGACCUCGACAAAGGAGAAUUUACGAAGGAUCAAAACGUUGACACAAAUUCAGAACCGGAAGAAAAAGACGAUGAAGUCCCGAGUAUAUCAUUUAUUACGUUGUUCCGAUUUGCGACCACAAUGGACAAAUGCUUCAUGUUUUUCGCGAUAAUAUUUUCCAUGAUUGCUGCCUGUUCUACGCCUAUCAACACACUAUUGUUGGCCUUCCUACUCGAAGCUAUGGUAGAGUACGGGAGGUCAGUGUGGGAAGGUGCACCGAAUACAGACCAGUUUAUGCAAGACUUACUUUGGUUCGCAAUCUAUAAUUCCAUCACCGGAGCUUUACUGAUCGUGUUGUCAUACGCAGCCACUACGUUAAUGAACAUAGCGGCUUAUAACCAGGUAUACGUCAUACGACAGGAAUAUUUGAAAGCAGCUCUGAAUCAGGACUUUGGAUACUUUGAUAUCCACAAAAAUGGUGACAUAGCGUCUAAAAUAAACAGCGACGUUGUGAAGCUCGAAGACGGAAUAGGCGAGAAGUUGGCAACCUUCAUUUUCUACCAAGCUUCGUUCAUAAGUUCAGUGAUCAUGGCUCUCGUUAAGGGCUGGAAGCUCGCUCUCCUGUGCCUCAUAUCAUUCCCGGUCACUAUGACACUCGUGGGUGUGGCAGGACUGGUGGCUUCAAGGCUCUCCAAAAAAGAAGCCGUAGCUUCAGGAAAGGCUGGUACUAUUGCUGAAGAGGUUAUAUCAGCUAUACGUACAGUAUACGCCUUUAGCGGACAGAACCAGGAAACCAUGAGAUACGAUGAACAUCUGAAGGAUGCGAGGAAAAUCAACAUUAAGAAAGGUCUGUUCAACGGGUUGGCGAUGGGACUGCUCUUCUUCUGCAUCUUCUGCGCCUACGCUCUUUCCUUCUGGUUCGGGUACCAGCUUAUGCAAACUGAUGACUACGACGUCUCUACCAUGAUUGCUGUAUUCUUCGGUGUGAUGACGGGGUCUGCUAACUUCGGUAUAUCGUCGACGUUGAUGGAGGUGUUCGGUGUCGCUCGGGGGGCAGGAGCACAGAUCUUCAACAUGAUAGACAAUGUUCCAACCAUCAACCCGCUGAUGAAUAGGGGAACAGCUCCUGCGUCUAUUGAUGGUAGCAUCGAGCUGAAGAACGUUGUGUUCCACUACCCGUCGAGGCCCGAUGUUCCUGUACUAAAAGGCGUGAGCAUAAGCGUACAGCGAGGCCAGUCAGUAGCGCUGGUAGGUCACUCCGGCUGCGGCAAGUCCACCAUCAUACAGCUGAUCUCCAGGUUCUACGACGUCAUUGAUGGUUCCGUUGCUGUAGAUGGUCACGAUGUCCGCAACCUGCAAGUACGCUGGCUGCGAGACCAGAUCGGUCUCGUGGGUCAGGAGCCCGUACUCUUCAACACCACAGUCCGGGAGAACAUCCGUUACGGACGCGAGGACGCCAGCAACGAGGAGAUCGAGAAAUGCGCGCGUCAGGCCAACGCUCACCACUUUAUUAUGAAACUGCCCAAGGGUUACGACACACUCGUCGGCGAGAGAGGAGCUUCAUUAUCAGGAGGUCAGAAACAGCGCAUUGCCAUCGCACGUGCGUUAGUCCGGAACCCAAAGAUCUUACUGUUGGACGAGGCGACCAGCGCGCUCGAUACAUCCUCAGAAGCUAAAGUACAGAAAGCACUUGACAGAGCUCAAGAAGGUCGCACUACAAUCGUAGUAGCGCACAGAUUAUCAACUAUCAGGAACGUGGACGUAAUAUACGUGUUCAAGAGCGGCAACGUGGUAGAAUGCGGAAGCCAUGACGACCUCAUGAAGCAGAAGGGACACUACUAUGACAUGGUGAUGCUGCAGAACUUGGGUGCCGAGGAAAAUACAGAGUCUAAAGGUUUGACCCGUGAAGCAUCGGUAAGAAGUGAAAAGGACGAUGAAGAUGAAGUUUUCACAAGUGCUGCCGAUGCCGAAGAAGAUGACGAGGCCGCUCCAGACGUUCCGUUCACAACUGUGCUGAAGCUCAACAAACCGGAGUGGAAGUGUGUGACUGUUGCCAGCAUCUGCUCUCUAUUGAGUGGCUUCGCGAUGCCCCUCCUCGCUGUCAUCUUCGGAGAUUUCAUAGGUGUUCUCUCUGGCCCGGAUGAAGACGAAAUUCUGGAAUCAGUGAGAAGAUAUGCUCUGAUUUUUGUUGGCAUCGGCGUUUUCUCUGGGAUCACGAAUUUCAUAGUGGUGUUCUUAUACGGUAUAGCUGGAGAAUACCUGACAGAACGGCUCCGAAAACAAAUGUUCCAAAAGUUGCUUGAACAAGAAGUUGCGUUUUAUGACGACAAGAACAAUUCGACAGGGGCACUCUGCGCACGCUUGUCUGGUGAAGCAGCUGCCGUGCAAGGGGCAACUGGACAAAGAAUCGGCACAGUACUCCAGGCAGUGGGCACAUUUGGCUUCGCUUUAGUCUUGUCCCUGAGCUACGAGUGGCGAGUUGGUUUAGUCGCCCUGACCUUCGUACCGAUCAUCACCUUCGUCCUCUAUAAACAAGGAAGAAUGACCUACGCUGAGUCUGCUGGAACAGCGAAAACUAUGGAAGCUAGCUCAAAGAUAGCCGUAGAGGCAGUCGCCAACGUCCGCACCGUCGCAUCCCUGGGCAGGGAAGACACAUUCCGCAAAGAGUACGCUAAGCAGCUGCUCCCAGCCUUGAUCGUCGCCAAGCGGUCCACUCACUGGAGAGGCAUCGUCUUCGGGCUCUCCAGAGGAAUAUUCAACUUUGUCAUAGCAUCGUCCCUUUACUACGGAGGAACACUUAUUGUUAAUGAGGGACUCGAUUACUCUGUUGUUUUCAAGUCAGCUCAAGCUCUGCUCAUGGGUGCUUCAUCGGCUGCGCAGGCGUUUGCCUUUGCACCGAACUUCCAAAAGGGUAUCAAGGCGGCGGGGCGUGUUAUCCACCUGCUGAACCGUCAGUCCAAGAUCACUGACCCCGCACAACCAGCUUAUCCCAACUUUAAAGGAACUGGUGAGGCAAGUCUACAGAACGUGCAGUUCAGAUACCCAACUCGUCCGAUGGUGCAAGUGCUGAAGAGCUUGAACUUGGAGAUUGAGAGAGGGAAGACGCUCGCGCUGGUGGGAGCCAGCGGCUGCGGCAAGAGUACCGUCAUACAGCUGUUGGAGAGAUACUACGACCCCGAAUCGGGUAUAGUGGCUCAAGACGGCGUGCCUCUCACGAAACUGCGGCUGGUAGAUUCGCGAAGAGCGAUUGGCUUCGUGCAGCAGGAGCCCAUACUGUUCGACCGUACCAUCGGCGAGAAUAUCGCAUAUGGCAACAACGAGCAGAAACUCACUGCUGACGAAAUCAUCGACGCGGCCAAGCAAGCUAACAUUCACAACUUCAUCACUUCGCUGCCUUUGGGCUACGAGACUAACAUCGGGUCUAAAGGCACGCAACUGUCGGGCGGUCAGAAGCAGAGGGUAGCGAUCGCUAGAGCUCUCAUACGACGCCCCAAGAUGUUACUGCUGGACGAAGCCACGAGCGCCCUCGACACGGAAAGUGAAAAGGUCGUCCAAGAAGCGCUCGAUGCAGCGAAGGCCGGCCGUACAUGUGUCAUGAUCGCUCAUCGUCUGAGCACCGUGCGCGAUGCUGACGUCAUCUGCGUCAUCAAUGAUGGACAGGUCGCGGAAAUGGGCACACACGACGAACUCCUCAAACUCAAGGGCCUAUACUAUAAUCUUAAUAGAAGAGGUUACGCGUAAAUGUGUAAAAAUAAUAACUACUAAUGAACAGAAAUAUUGAGGUUAAUUUUAUGUGCCAUUUUUUAAGUUUCAGUGGUAAUAGGGAAUUAUAAAUAUCAAUAAUUUAUUGACAUAGCCAUCGUUUUGCCGCUGAAGUUAGCCACUACAAACAAAUAAGAAGUUUUUUACACGCAAAUUAUUAUGCAGACUUAUGACCGAAUUAUGUAAUGACACUCAAAUGUAAAUCGCCGUUAGGACUCAUGCUGUCUCUUUUAUAUUAUUUUUAUUA
Messenger RNA from Trichoplusia ni (cabbage looper), 4217 nucleotides. It is a transcript of the gene Mdr50, whose product is annotated as multidrug resistance protein 1A. The record is from RefSeq and is a predicted model, not a curated record. Gene Ontology annotation, cellular component: membrane. Bases 164 to 3949 code for a protein of 1261 amino acids. Lineage: Eukaryota; Metazoa; Arthropoda; Insecta; Lepidoptera; Noctuidae. Gene Ontology annotation, molecular function: ATP binding; ATP hydrolysis activity; ABC-type transporter activity. Gene Ontology annotation, biological process: transmembrane transport. The transcript is spliced from 23 exons.